Molecule: messenger RNA, 573 nt
Organism: Dibothriocephalus latus
Lineage: Eukaryota; Metazoa; Platyhelminthes; Cestoda; Diphyllobothriidea; Diphyllobothriidae
Source: the annotation of a GenBank genome assembly
AUGACCAUUGCAGUUCCUGUUGUCUUUAUGGACAAUUUUAAUCAACUCCUGAAAGAGGCGAAAUUCUACAUUUCGCUGGCCUAUGGCACUUCCGCCUAUUUUAUAGGUGCGCGGACGUGGUAUGAUCGGAUUUCGGAAUAUCUUAUCCUGGGUGGUCUGCCCGUGCUUUCUAAAUGGGACGAGUUCCAAAAGAGGGAGUCGAUCACGCACGUGGUCAGUAUGCUCGAACCUUUCGAAGUAAAAUCCUUUGUUCUCGGCUCCACAGAGGCUGCCUCCCGCGGCCUUGAGUAUCUCUCCCUGCCCGUGGAUGAGGGCGUCGAGUUUAUUGAUUCCUGUCGAAAGUCGGGGUCAAGUGUCUACGUCCACUGCAAGGCCGGCCGAACUCGAUCAGCUUUCCUAGUUGCCUGUUAUUUCAUGUCCCGUGACGGUCUCUCGCCCACUGAGUCCACCGAGAGAAUCCGGGCUAAUCGCAAACACAUCCUGUUACCUGAUGUACAUAUGAAGGGUCUUCAGCGUUAUCACCACAUUCUACAGGAGCGCCAGGCUUCUAGAACAGGUAUGUAUCAUGAUUGA